Drosophila bipectinata is the source of this 871-nucleotide messenger RNA. It is a transcript of the gene Jhbp2, whose product is annotated as Juvenile hormone binding protein 2. The record is from RefSeq and is a predicted model, not a curated record. NCBI's taxonomy places the organism in Eukaryota, Metazoa, Arthropoda, Insecta, Diptera, Drosophilidae.
UCAUUCCUCAGCCAAGUCGCGAGAAAGUUGGACGCAAAACGAACCAUAAAAUGUCUCGCAAAAUCGGAUUCAUUGUGCUCGUCGCCAUGCUGGGACUGGCCAUUGCCCAGGAGCAGCCCUACUACCUGCAACAGUGCCCCCGGGACGAGGCCCAGAUCAACGAAUGUUUGAAGGAAAGUGGCAACAAAUUGGUCCAUUACUUGCAGAAGGGAGUGCCCGAAUUGGAUAUCUAUGAGAUCGAACCCGUUCAGAUCGACGAAAUCGGCAUUGUCCUGGGAAGUGGCCCAGAUGGAUAUCGUGCCCUCUUCCGGAACAUCCAGGCCUACGGAGUGAGCAACAUUACUGUCACAAAUGUCCGCUCCGACUUGGACUCGCUUCAGUUCCAGCUGACGUGCGAGAUUCCGCGGAUUCGCGUCAAGGCUCAGUACAGGUCUACAGGUGUGCUGAUCUUGGUGAAGGCCUCCGGAGCCGGCGACUACUGGGGAGAGUAUGAGGGCGUCAAGGCCAAGAUCUACUUCAAGGCCCUGGCCAAUGAGGGAGCUGAUGGUCGUACCUAUCUAACUACCGAUUCCGUCAAAAUGGACUUCAAUGUUAAGGAAAUUCAGAUGGGAGUGGACAACAUCGCCAAUGGCAAUUCUGUCAUACAGGCUGCCCUGAAUCUCUUCAUCAACUCCAACUCCCAGGAGUUGCUCAAGGAAAUGAAGCCGGCGCUGAGAACCAAGCUCACCCUUGUUAUUCGCAACUUUAUGGAUCGCAUUUUCGCCAAAAUCCCUCUGGAUGAAUGGAUCAACCUGAACUAGAUUGUAGACGCCCUAAUAUAAGCCCUAAUUUAUUACAAAGAGUUCAAGCUAAAUAAACUAUUUAAACAAUA